Octopus sinensis (East Asian common octopus) is the source of this 713-nucleotide messenger RNA. RefSeq lists its product as uncharacterized. Gene Ontology annotation, molecular function: DNA binding. The coding region runs from base 24 to 713 and encodes 229 amino acids. The transcript has a single exon. Gene Ontology annotation, cellular component: nucleus. The record is from RefSeq and is a predicted model, not a curated record. Lineage: Eukaryota; Metazoa; Mollusca; Cephalopoda; Octopoda; Octopodidae.
GAUGUGCGGAAAUUGGCUUUUCGAUGGCAAAGGCACAUGGAUGUAAUAUUCCUCCAACCUGGCAUGAGACAGAAAUGGCAGGUGAAGACUGGUUCUCUGGAUAUCUUCAACGACACAAGAAUUUAUCCAUAAGAAUUCCACAGGCAACAAGCUUGGCACGAGCAGCAAGUUUCAACAAGACAAAUGUUGCUAUGUUUUUCAACCAACUUGCUGAGGUGAUGCUUCGGGAUAAAUUUGAUCCAUUCAAUAUCUACAUGGAUGAAACUGGCAUAACAACUGUGCAGCGCCCCGAUAGAAUUAUUGCCAGAAAAGGAACAAAGCAAGUGGGAAAAAUGACAAGUGCGGAGAUGGGAAUUCUGGUCACAUUGGCAUGCUGUGUAAAUGCCACUGGAAACAGCAUACCACCAUUUUUUGUUUUACCCCAGAAGAACUUGAGGCCACAUUUCCUGAACAAUAGACCAUCAGGCAGCGAUGGAGGUACUAAUCCAUCUGGUUGGAUGUGUGAGGAGCAGUUUGUGAAAUUCCUUCAACACUUUGUGAGGAAUGGGAAAUGUUCAAAGCAGUCACCGUGCCUUUUCUUGCUGAACAAUCAUGAUUCCCACCUUAGUAUCGAGGGGCAUCACCAUGCUUUCUUUUCCACCUCACUGCACACACAGGUUACAGCCAUUGGACAAAGUGGUCUAUGGACCACUGAAGAAGUACACAGACCAUGA